Erythranthe guttata (spotted monkey flower) is the source of this 1989-nucleotide messenger RNA. NCBI's taxonomy places the organism in Eukaryota, Viridiplantae, Streptophyta, Magnoliopsida, Lamiales, Phrymaceae. The record is from RefSeq and is a predicted model, not a curated record.
AUGGUUGGAUUGUCCGAUCUAUUUAUGAGAUUAACAGAUUGGCUUAUUUCCCCACACUCUGAAUUGAUAGUUAUGUCGCUCGAUGGGAUGGCUGGCAUUGGUAAGACUACUAUUGCCAAGAAACUAUUUCAAGAUCCGUUCAUUGUGAGUCAUUAUAGCAGGCUUGUGUUCGUGACAAUAGGCCCUAAAUAUCGAUUAGCGGACAUCUUGGUGGAAAUUCUCACACAAUUGAAUAAUGCUGACAUUGAUGAAAUAAUAUGGCUUACGAAAGGAGAAGAAUUAUUACAUGAGCUGAAAUGGAAGGUGUGCGAAAGUUUAAGUGAAUUGAGAUACUUGAUCGUGUUGGAUGAUGUAUGGUACACGGAUCUCUGUUAUGAGUUCGCCAACGUAUUUCCAGACGACAAAAAUGGAAGUGUAGCAUUACUGACUACUAGGCUAUCAGAAGUAAGUAAAUGUGUCCACCCUUUGAAUUCUCACAGACUACCCUUCCUUGAUAAGAAAGAAAGUUGGGAACUUCUUCGUCACAAGGUGUUUGAUGCAAUGCCUUGCCCUCGUGAACUCGAGAAAUCUGGAAAGAAGAUUGCGGAGAAUUGUGAAGGUCUUCCACUUAAAAUAGUUACAGUUGCCCACAUCCUUUCCAAAACUGACAAGACUUCGGUGUACUGGUACCAGGUAGCUAAUGAUAAACAAAAUUCGGUUUACAAGGAUGCAUAUGAUCAAAUGUCCAAUGUACUAUAUCCAAGCUAUGACUAUUUACCUCAACAUUUGAAAGCAUGCUUUCUCUACUUAGGAGCUUUCCCACAAGAUUAUACGGCGUGGAGGCGCCAACUGAUCGACUUGUGGAGUGCUGAAGGAUUUCUUAACCGAAAAUCAACCAUGACUUCAACUGAGUAUACGUUUGCUUAUGUAGGAGCGUUUCUUUCAAAUAAUGUUAUCAUCUACAAUGAAGAAAAGUUUAUAUAUCACCUUCAUUCAUCAUUUUGGUACCUGUGUAACAAAGAAGCUGCCAAGAAUAAGUUUUUCUAUGCAUUCAAUUGUCUUGCCGAUGCUCUACCAAAAGAAGGUAUCAACUACCAGCUGCGCCGAUUGUGCAUCCGAAAUAAUGUUCUACUUGCCAUUGAAGAUGCGCACGAUUCAAUUGCAUCUGCUUCAACGGUACGCUCUCUCCUAUGUACCGGUCCAUAUCAUCAAUAUCCUGUACCAUUUUGUUUGGAACAAUUAAGGUUGCUCAGGGUAUUGGAAGCUCUUUCUAUUAAAUCCUAUGAGUUCCCAAUGGAAGUGUUGAAACUAUUGCAGCUAAGAUACCUCGCCCUCACUUACGAUGGAAACCUCCCUACUUUCAUUUCCAAACUAUUCAACCUUCAGUACUUGAUUGUUCAUCAUCAGUACCGGAUCGUAAAAUCUGUUGGGAAUCCAUAUUAUCUGCCUAUUGAGAUAUGGAAUAUGAAAGAAUUGAAGUGUCUCGAGAUCCGGGGAAGAGACCUACCACAUCCUUGUGAAGGAUCCCUCCUAUCAAACCUCACAACUCUAACUGGUGUCGGUCCUCAAAGUUACUUGCCAUCAAGUCUUACAAAGUUAACCUUGAGCGGCUUAGGAUAUCCGUGGGAAGAAAUGAGAAAGAUUUCUUCAUUGCCAAAUCUUACAGACCUGGUAUUGCAAUGCUAUGCCUUUCGAGGCCCGAAGUGGGAGGUUCACGACCACGAAUUCCAAAAGCUUUCACAUUUUCAAAUUGAAGACACCGAUCUUGUGCACUGGAAGUUUGUGACAACAAAUUUCUGCUUCCCUGCUAUUAAGGUUCUUGGCAUCGAACAUUGCUACAAGUUAAAAGAGAUCCCUCUCACAUUCGGUACAUCUCUUGAAAAUAUUUAUUUAGUUGACUGCAACCCUAUGGUUGUGAAUUGGGCAAACAGUUUAAAAGAGGAGUGGGACGACAAAUAUGGCGGUCAUGGACGUCGAUUAUACGUUAUUGUUCGUUCUUCAUUGUACUGA